This is a messenger RNA of Cygnus olor (mute swan), 2599 nucleotides long. RefSeq names its product atypical chemokine receptor 2 (gene ACKR2). The record is from RefSeq and is a predicted model, not a curated record. Lineage: Eukaryota; Metazoa; Chordata; Aves; Anseriformes; Anatidae. Gene Ontology annotation, molecular function: chemokine receptor activity. Gene Ontology annotation, biological process: G protein-coupled receptor signaling pathway; chemotaxis; immune response. Gene Ontology annotation, cellular component: membrane. The transcript has 2 exons. Bases 55 to 1170 code for a protein of 371 amino acids.
AAGCUCUGGCAGGAUGGGAACUGCCCGCCGUGGAGAAGCGUCUCUCGCAGCCCCAUGUCGAGCGCAGCUUCCAAGGCAGCAACAACUGCUGCAGCCCUGCUGGAUGCCCAAGAUUACGCUGCCAAUGCCAGCGACUACCCCUACGAGUACCUGGACGAGGAGGACUACAUGCAGUAUGGCCUUUGCACCAAAGAAGAGGUACUUUCCUUCAGCAGGGCGUUCUUGCCGGCUUUUUACACCGUGGUGUUCCUGGUCGGCUUGGCGGGGAACGUUCUGCUCUUUGUUGUCCUCAUUCUGUACGUCAGGAAGAAAAAGAAGAUGACUGAGGUGUAUCUGCUCAACCUGGUGGUUUCAGACUUCUUCUUGCUGCUAACCCUUCCUUUCUGGGCCCUGUACAUUUCCCAGCAGGUGACCUGGGAUAUGCUGUGCCCAGUCUUAAAUGCCAUGUACACCAUGAAUUUCUACAGCGGUGUCUUUCUUGUGAGCUGCAUGAGUCUGGACAUGUACCUGCAGAUUGUUGAUGCUUGCUCUCCUCGCAGCUCCACGAUGCAGAGGAAAUCCAUCCUCGUCUUGGUGGUGGUGUGGGUCCUUUCCAUCCUCCUAUCCAUUCCGGAUGGCCUCUUCACCACCACGAAGCAUAUCAACAACAAAACCAUCGUGUGUACCCGUGAUUAUGGGCAGAAACACUUAUUCUGGAAAGUUGUCUUUCAGGUCAUCCAAAACAUCCUGGGUUUCCUUUUUCCCCUCCUGUUCAUGGUGUUCUGCUAUUCCCGCAUAGCGUGCGUACUCACCACGUUGCGGAUGCCCGGCUCGAGGAGAGCCCUCUGCUUGGUCUUCGCUCUGGUGGGCGUCUUCUUCGUCCUGUGGUUCCCUUACAACAUCGUCCUCAUCCUCCACUCCCUGCAAGAUGUUGGUGCAAUCUGGAGCUGCGAGAGGAGCAGGCAGCUGGACUACGCCAUUCAGAUCACAGAGAGCUUGGCCUUCGUCCACUGCUGCCUCAACCCCUUGCUCUACGCUUUUGUGAAGAAACGGUUCCGGCUGUAUUUGUGGAAGAUCCCUCAGGCCAUCUGCAGGAGAAGCACUUUCGUUGACAUCCAGCCCUCCGAGACAAGCCCCUCUUGCAGCAGGUACGCUGCCCAGAUAGAAAUGCUGAGUAUCACAAAUGCAUGAUAAAUAUUUACACUAUUUUACGUUAUUUUUAUGUCCUCUAUGCUCUAUUUUACUGGUCCUGGCCAUGCGAUGGGGUUGGCGUGAGCCCACGGGGCUGCGUAGCCAGAAGUGGCAGCCUAGCACCGGCAUCCAGCUGAGGAAUCUCCGCGUUGGGAUUGGAAAACUACAUGUGGGAUUUGUUUAUGCUGUCACUGAAAGUGAUAAAAUGAUUCAAAACGACUGCCCUGGGUCUGUGCUAGAACAGAGGAAGCCCCUGUGUGAGGUUUGUGAGGCAUUACUGGGUGAAGGAGCGGCUUGCCUGGGUGUUGUGCACAAUCUGAACGCCCUCAGGGAAGAACAAGGGUGGGAAGGUAAGGAGGGGGUGUAAAACCAUGAUGUGAAUCCUGUGCAGAGCUUCUCCCUCACGGAUCCCAAAGGGGCCGUCGGAGCAGAGCCAUCCCAUUACGCCCACAGCCCACAGCACCGGCUGGGCAGCGUUUUCAGCACACCCAGCCACCAGGCCAGGCACGGGCAGACAGAAGGCCACCCUUGGGCAGCUUCGCUUCUCCUGGCUUCUGCCGUCUGCCAGACAUGUUCAUAGGAUCACAGAAUGGUUUGGGUUGGAAAGGACCUUAAAGAUCACCCAACUCCAACCCACUAGAUCAGGUUGGCCAAGGCCCCUUCCAGCCUUGCCUUGAACACCUCCAGGGAUGGGGCAGCCACAGCUUCUCUGGGCAACCUGUGCCAGUGCCUCACCACCCUCUAAGUGAAGAAUUUCUUUCUAAUGUCUAGUAUAAAUCAAUCAUCUUUCAUUUUAAGACCAUUCCCCGUGUCCUAUAAUGAUCUACCCAAGUAAAGAGUCUUCCUCCAUCCUUUUUAUAAGCCCCCUUCAAGUAUUGAAGGGCCACAAUGAGGUCUCCCAGGAGCCUUCUCUCCUCCAGGCUCUCUCAGCCUUUCUUCACAGGAGAGGCCUCUGAGCAUCUUUGUGGCCUCCCUUUUGUGUUCAGCAGGCUCGGCCCUUUGUCGGCCAGGUCAGACCGCAGGAGGAAUGAGGUGCUUUAAACGGCGCUGAAACAUCGCAGUCACGGAGCUGAAACCAGUAAGAACCAGGGGGAAAGAGAAAAAAACAUGGGCUUGGCAGGAUGGCGGUGGAGUUAUUUGCCUUCCCAACAUAAAUUUUGACAAGACAAAGCUCUGCAACCAUCUUUAACACAAGUAUUGGCUUUACAUCACCACAGGGUGACAGCACGGCCUCAGACAGGAGAGCACGGACAGCCGGUACCAGUCCUUACACCCAGUGUAGCUUUAAAGUUCAAGGUCAUUAGUUUGCUGACUGUUAUGUAAAAGGUACUGUUUGCUUUUGAACCUUAGCUGGGCUAUUUCCUGCCUGGAAAUAAAGUGAAUACAGGAGUUGCAUAGAAUUGUGCAAAUAAAUUUUAUAAUUUAAGAC